This is a messenger RNA of Dreissena polymorpha, 1200 nucleotides long. RefSeq lists its product as uncharacterized. Gene Ontology annotation, molecular function: nucleic acid binding. The record is from RefSeq and is a predicted model, not a curated record. Gene Ontology annotation, biological process: DNA integration. NCBI's taxonomy places the organism in Eukaryota, Metazoa, Mollusca, Bivalvia, Myida, Dreissenidae. The transcript has 2 exons. Bases 1 to 1200 code for a protein of 399 amino acids.
AUGCUGCAGACGACAUCCAAAAGUGAAGACACGAGUUCUCAGCUGACGACAAAUGUGGUAACGUUAAACUGCACGGAGAUCACGGGCGUCCAUAGAGCCAUGAACAUAGAGAAGUACAGUACUUACCUGAAAUUACUUCGUGUCGCCGCUUAUGUACACAGAUUCAUCCGCAACUGCAGAAGACCAAGAGAUGAAAGACUAACCAACAGCUUGUCAGCAACAGAACUAAAAGAGGCAGAAGUUACAUUGCUGAGAUCGUGUCAAACAACCAACUUUCAAGAUGAAAAACAUGUCCUGACCAAAUUGAUUGUGUUCGAUGUCCACAAGAACCAACUUCAUUCCGGAGUUUACAGUACCAUUACACAGAUCAGACAGAAGUACUGGAUACCAUCCAUCCGCCAGUGUGUAAGAUCGUUACUAAGGACAUGUAUACAGUGUACCAGAGUAACCGGAAGACCCUAUGCAGCACCAGACCCACCUCCCCUCCCCAAAGUCAGAGUAAGCGAAGCCCCGCCCUUCAGCGUCACAGUUGUAGAUUUCACUGGCGCAUUAUUUGUAAAGAACGCUACCGGAAGUGAAACGAAAUGCUACAUCUGCCUUUUUACAUGCGCAUCAACAAGAGCCGUCCAUUUGGAAGUUGUACAAGACCUAUCAACCGACUCGUUCCUUCAAGCGUUUCGGAGAUUUGCCAGCCGGAAGUCGUUGCCCAUGGUGAUGAUAUCAGACAAUGCUGCGACUUAUAUUGCUGCUGCUAAUCACCUUAAGAAGCUAUUCAACUCCCAAGUCUUACAAGAAGAGCUCAGCAGAAAGGGAACAGAGUGGCAAUUUAUUCCCAAACGUGCACCAUGGUACGGUGGUUUUUGGGAACGUCUCAUCGGACACACUAAGACGUCUCUAAAGAAGAUCCUCGGAAAACGAUACGUGUCCAUGGAAACGUUGCAGACGAUAGUAACAGAGAUUGAAGCUGUUAUCAACGAUAAACCGCUAACGCACGUAUCAUCAAGCAUCGACGACCUGGAGCCGUUAACGCCGUCACAUCUUCUUUAUGGCCGCAAGAUGACGUCACUUCCGCAUCACACACAUUUACCCGACGAUGAAAUGACGCAAAUUCAAAGUGACCAGACGACACUUACCAAUCGGGCGAAGCAGCAGUCAGACAUCAUCGAACAGUUCUGGAGACGUUGGAAGUCGGAGUACUAA